Triplophysa rosa is the source of this 2539-nucleotide messenger RNA. It is a transcript of the gene gpib, whose product is annotated as glucose-6-phosphate isomerase b. Gene Ontology annotation, molecular function: carbohydrate derivative binding; monosaccharide binding; glucose-6-phosphate isomerase activity. Gene Ontology annotation, cellular component: cytosol. Bases 51 to 1712 code for a protein of 553 amino acids. Gene Ontology annotation, biological process: glycolytic process; glucose 6-phosphate metabolic process; gluconeogenesis. The transcript has 18 exons. The record is from RefSeq and is a predicted model, not a curated record. Lineage: Eukaryota; Metazoa; Chordata; Actinopteri; Cypriniformes; Nemacheilidae.
CUGACAUUUGGGUUCAGUUCAGCCUGAAGGUUCGGACACGAGCAGACGCGAUGGGACUCACGAGCGACCCGAACUUCCAGAAUCUGGAGAAAUGUUUCAAAUCAAACGCUGCGAAUCUGAACAUGAGGAAGAUGUUUGAGGCGGAUAAAGACAGGUUCAAGAAGUUCAGCUUAACUUUGAAAACAGAUGAAGGAGAAAUUCUGAUGGAUUACUCCAAGAACCUCAUAAAUGAAGAAGUUAUGAAGAUGCUUGUGGAUCUGGCAAAUUCUCGUGGUGUGCCGGCUGCCAGAGACAAGAUGUUUUCAGGAGAAAAGAUCAAUUUCACUGAGGGUCGUGCUGUUCUUCACGUGGCUUUAAGGAACCGUUCAAACUCUCCCGUUAAUGUGGACGGUAAGGAUGUGAUGCCAGAGGUCAACAAGGUCCUGGAGAAGAUGAAGAACUUCUGUCAUAAAGUACGCGGUGGAGAAUGGAAGGGUUACACGGGCAAAGCCAUGACUGAUGUUGUCAACGUUGGCAUCGGUGGAUCUGAUCUGGGUCCAUUGAUGGUGACGGAGGCGCUGAAGCCGUAUUCUAAAGGUGGACCCCGCGUCUGGUUCGUGUCCAACAUCGAUGGAACGCACAUCGCUAAAACUCUGGCCCAGCUCAACCCUGAGACCACGCUCUUCAUCGUCGCCUCAAAGACGUUCACGACUCAGGAGACGAUCACAAACGCUGAAUCAGCGAAGGAAUGGUUCCUGCAGGCCGCUAAAGACAAAGCUGCAGUUGCCAAGCAUUUUGUGGCCCUCUCCACCAACGCCCCUAAAGUGAAGGAGUUCGGCAUCGACACGGAGAACAUGUUGGAGUUCUGGGAUUGGGUUGGUGGCCGAUAUUCUCUGUGGUCCGCCAUUGGAUUAUCAAUCGCUCUUCAUAUCGGAUUUGAGAACUUCGAGAAGCUUUUGUCUGGAGCUCAUUGGAUGGACACACAUUUUCGUACGGCGCCGUUGGAUCAGAACGCGCCCGUGCUGCUCGCCCUGCUGGGCAUCUGGUACAUCAAUUUCUUCCAGGCGGAGACGCACUGCCUUCUGCCCUACGAUCAAUACAUGCAUCGCUUUGCUGCGUAUUUCCAACAGGGUGAUAUGGAGUCUAAUGGAAAGUACAUCACAGUGGACGGUGGGCGUGUGAACUAUCACACCGGCCCCAUCGUAUGGGGUGAACCAGGAACCAACGGACAGCAUGCCUUCUACCAGCUGAUACAUCAAGGAACUCGUAUGGUCCCUGCUGACUUCCUCAUUCCUGCUCAGAGCCAACAUCCAAUCAGAAACAACCUUCACCAUAAGAUUCUGGUGGCAAAUUUCCUGGCACAGACAGAAGCUCUGAUGAAGGGAAAAACCACAGAGGAGGCCAAGAAAGAGCUGGAGGCCGGAGGUCUGAGCGGAGAGACACUGGAGAAGAUUCUGCCACAUAAAGUGUUCCAGGGAAACAAGCCGACCAAUUCGAUCAUCUUUGGAAAGUUGAGUCCAUACACUCUUGGUGUGCUGAUCGCCAUGUAUGAACACAAGAUCUUCAUUCAAGGUGUCAUGUGGCAGAUCAACAGUUUUGAUCAGUGGGGUGUGGAACUCGGGAAACAGCUGGCAAAGAAAAUCGAACCCGAGCUUCAGGACUCAGCGGAGGUCACGUCUCAUGAUUCCUCCACCAACGGCCUCAUCAACUUCCUCAAGAAGAAUUUUGCUUGAACGCUGAAUGAAGUCGUCUGCAGCAUCAGCCAGAACCAAACCCACGACCCGCCGGGUCACCUGCAAACUUCAGAGUCUGUCACAAAUCACGGGUUGGGAAUCACUGAUCUAGAUUAAAAAUGAGAAGAACUUUCCUGUCUUCCUAGUGCAUACUAAUUUUCACAGACAGAGUUUUAAAUUACUGUAUGUUUAAUUAUAUAUAAUGACGAUGGGCACUUAUGUUUGUUGCACUUUUAGGAUUUUACAAAUUAUGAAAUGGCAAAAGAAAAGAUUUGACUGGUUUAAGCAAUAGAACACGAUUCACUAAACAUGCUGCGAUUUAUUUUCCCAAUAAUAAAUAUUUGUCCUUUUGCACAACAUCUGUCUCUGUGCGUGCGUGCGUGCGUGUGUGUGUGUGUUUGAUUGUGUUUAUGAGUCUGAGACAUGACAGUGCACAGUAUGGAUUGUGCAGUAAGUUGUUCUCCAGCAGAGGGAGCUGUAAGUCCACAUGUGUAACUGUCAAUCAGCAUCUCAGUUCCAAGUUCUCAGAAUUCAUUUUUGGAACUUGGAGGCAAAGAUCACUUGUGUUGUGUUCCCUUAAAUCCCAAACUGCAAAACAAAAAGUCCCAUCUGAACACAUCUGGAAAACAUCAUCUGAAUGAAACGAUUCCUCACCAUCAAAAUAAACAGAUUAUGAACAGAACUGCAGUAUGAUGACACGGCAACAUGAGACCAGCCAUCAAUCAUUCCUGUCUGAUAAAGCGAUUGACAGAUCAUAGAGGAAACUAGAAGCCUCAUAGAGAGACCAGCUGAUGAUGUGUCUGUUGCCAGGCAACACGUUCCUGUCA